AUGGUUUCUAAUAAGUUACUGGUGUCUGCUGUUGCCACUCUGGCCUCGUUGGUGGUGGUUGAUGCUGGCCCAUGUAAACCAAACGCCUCUGCUACCAGCACUGCUUCUGCAAGUCUCGCAUCAGAGACUAGCACCGUCCCUGUUGUCACCAUCGAAACCAGCACUGCGACUGCUGAUAGUGGAACAACCACCACGGCGACUGAGAAUGGAACUACCAUGACCGUAUCUGUGAGCGCUGCGUCAACGAAAACCGCCAACAGCGAGACAUCGACGGAGGCCAGCGAGAGUGAAACUACGGGAGUUGCCAACAGUGAGACUACGACGGUCACCAGCAGUGCUGAGGCUACAACAGUUGUCAGCAGCACCGAGAUCACCACUGUAGCAACCAGCACUGAGGGCUCGUCGACCGUCGCCGAGGCCACCACAACCACCACCGUAGCCGAUGCAGGCCCUACCAAUCUUCUUAUCAAUGGGAAUUUCGAUCUGGGGACAACUUCCCCCUGGCUAGUCACCGCCAACCCUGCCGUCCGCCUCGGCUCCAAUGACCCAUACGAAGGUCAGGCUUAUGGAGAACUCGAGUAUUCUAUCGUCAACGGCGAGGCGUACAACAAUUACGUAUAUCAAGCCAUUGACAAGAGCCGUCUCAAGGCGGGCUCGUACGAGCUGUCUGCUAUGCUCCGCGUGGACGGCGCCACCGAUAACAUAUAUGACGACGGAUGCAAUUCGAUAGGGGUCGGCUGUUACUACGGGGAUCCCAACAUGCUCAAUCGUGUCCAAGGUUCCUUUGUGACGCUCAGCGCCGAUGAUGCAGUCAAUCAGUGGACGCAGUUGAGGACUACUUGUUUGCUUGUCGAGCAGACGUUGUCUAACUAUGACUACAUCAGUGUUGCCAUUGGCUUUAGCUGCGCCAAUAGUCUUGCCGACGUUGAUGCUGUUACAUUCGAGGAAGUCCUGUAG
Molecule: messenger RNA, 957 nt
Organism: Fusarium sp. VM40
Lineage: Eukaryota; Fungi; Ascomycota; Sordariomycetes; Hypocreales; Nectriaceae
Source: the annotation of a GenBank genome assembly